AUGAUUGUAAAUGGCCUCGUCAUGGAUAACACUACCUAUAUCCUGCUUGACUUGUCUGUGAGCGACACCAACAGUUCAAGACCAAAUGGCUCAACUCUCGAACAAAUUCCAUUUUACGAUUUUGUCCACGGUCUGUAUCUCUACGCUAUUCCGCUGAUAUCAGUCCUCGGGAUCCUAGGAAACAUCUGUUCCUUCAAAGUAUUUAUUUGUACCAGUUUUAGCAGACACCCAUCCAGUAUAUAUCUGUCAGUGCUCAGUGUGUCGGACACCUGGUUCUUAUUGGCGCUUUUCCUCGGCUGGCUUGGGAGCCUUGAUGACCGAUUUUCCGAGAACGGUGCUUUGUGUAUGGUAUCAGUAUAUGUAACAUAUAUCACAAGCUUCCUCUCUGUGUGGUAUGUAGUUCUUGUCAUGUUUGAGCGUUAUAUUGUCGUCUGCCACCCUUUGAAGGCUCCAUCGCUCUGUUCAAAGAAGCGAUCGGGAAUCGCUACAUGUGUAGUGACAGCGUUCGCCAUUUUGUUUUACGCGCACAGUUUUUUCACUAUGGAGAUUGCUAUAAGUAACACUGGGAAAAGGACAAGUGCUUGUCAGAUGAUUGACGACGACAUCAACCUGAUUGCUGCGAUAACUUAUGUAGAUUCGACUAUAACAUUCAUCGUCCCUUUCAUUGCAAUUUUCACCUUAAACAUUUUAGUGAUCCGCGCCAUCCGGAGUUUUACAUACCGACAUGUUAGUCGACACGAGAAGAAAUAUUACUCCCCGUCUCAUAAUACUCUUUCAAAAGCUCAAAUGAGGCUCACUAUCAUGUUGAUGGUUGUAUCUAUUGUGUUCCUUGUGCUCAAUUUGCCAAGCCAUGGAGUGAGAUUUUACAUUGCAGUAAAUAAUCUGAUCUACAAACCGAACAUUUCUCUCUUUCUUACGCAACAAGUCUGUCAGAUACUCUAUUAUGUAAAUUUUGCCGUUAAUUUCAUCGUCUACGCUUGUACUAGUAAGACAUUCCGGAGGAGUUUAAAAGAACCCAAUAAGUGUGGCACACAUGUGACAUGUUGA
Molecule: messenger RNA, 1047 nt
Organism: Ylistrum balloti
Lineage: Eukaryota; Metazoa; Mollusca; Bivalvia; Pectinida; Pectinidae
Product: thyrotropin-releasing hormone receptor-like
Exons: 1
Coding region: 1-1047 (348 amino acids)
Biological process (GO): G protein-coupled receptor signaling pathway
Cellular component (GO): plasma membrane
Molecular function (GO): G protein-coupled receptor activity
Source: RefSeq, a predicted model, not a curated record